This is a messenger RNA of Solanum dulcamara, 865 nucleotides long. Its product is annotated as miraculin-like. NCBI's taxonomy places the organism in Eukaryota, Viridiplantae, Streptophyta, Magnoliopsida, Solanales, Solanaceae. The transcript is spliced from 2 exons. Bases 31 to 729 code for a protein of 232 amino acids. Gene Ontology annotation, molecular function: endopeptidase inhibitor activity. The record is from RefSeq and is a predicted model, not a curated record.
UCUAUCAAUUAAUUAAUUAAUUUUAACAAAAUGAAGAGAGUUGUUUUGCUUAUUUCACUUGUUCUUGCAUUUUCCUCUUCAUGUGCUACAACAACUCCUAAUCAAGUGUUGCAGGUGGUACGUGACACUAAUGGUGAAAUUCUCAGAUCAGACUCCAGGUACUUUGUGGUCAUGCCACCAAUAUUAGUCGGAGGAGGAGGCGGAGUUACGAGAGGACCGAUAUUCGAAGCUAAAGAUGGAGCUGCUGAUGCUAACUUCGUCUGUCCAUUUCAGGUGGUGCAGACCCCGGUAAAUUUGGACCAAGGAAUGGCAGUGUUUUUCACACCUAAGGCACGAAAGCAAAUAGAAAUCACUGAAUCCACUGAUCUUAACAUUAAGUUCUAUCUUGACAAUCCAACUGGGAUUUGUAACAACACAGUGUGGGAAGUGGAAGGUAAUUUCCCAGGAACUGCAUUGAGCCCAGCUUUCUUGUCAACUAAUGGUGGAGAGACAGGAAAUCCUUCGAAAGUAACCACUUGGUUUCAGAUUAAGAAAUUAAAUGUCGAUGAUGAUCAUAUUAUUAAUUCUAUGUACAUGUUGAUGUUUUGUCCUAAUAAUUAUGAAGAGAACUGCAGUGAAAUCACCAUCGAUUAUGUCGAUGGACAAAGGCGUUUGGCUCUAAAUAUUGGCUAUAGGUUCCCAGUUGUGUUCGUUAAGGAUAAUCGUUACGGAAUAAAAUCGAUUGUGUGAUAGAUUUGUUUGGACGAAAAUAUAUGAAUAACGUAAUGUACCUGUUUGUGUUGUCUAAAUAAUGGAUGUAUAAGACUAUUUAUUUCCUCUGUAAUAUAUUGGUACAUUUAUGGAUAUGUGUAUAUUCCCUCUCUCA